Messenger RNA from Pogona vitticeps (central bearded dragon), 7580 nucleotides. The record is from RefSeq and is a predicted model, not a curated record. Lineage: Eukaryota; Metazoa; Chordata; Lepidosauria; Squamata; Agamidae.
CCCCCCUUCUCUGGGCCUCGGGACCCCCGGAGCCCCUCGUUCUGCGCUUGGCGGGGCUUUUCCCCGAGUCCCUUUCUCUGUUGAAUCCCUUUGCGGGGGUUCGUGUCGGAAGCGGCGAGGAGCUUCCGGUGCAUCUUAAGCCUUGACUGAGGCCGUCCCACUCAGGCAGCGGCUCCUACUCCUGCUUUGUGAUUGGGUGAUGUGAGAGAGAAGCCGAGGGGCCAUGGAUGAUGCGCCCCAGUCAUGGGGGCCCGGAUUCAGGAGGCGAAGGACCGCUUGUCCUUAAGGAGUCCCUUGUGAAACGUAGCCAGGCAGCGGCUCCAGAAGCCGAGGCAGUGCCAGCUGGCUUUGGAGGGGAGGAUGAAGAAGCUGGCCCGGGGGCCCGGCAGCGACCUCUCCCUGGACCAGGGUCACCUCCUGGCCCAUUCUCGGGUGGAGAUGGAAGCAGACCCCUGCGUCUGCAGGAUCAAGAGGAAAUCCACCAGCACGGAGUUCGCCCUCUCUCGGGGGAAGACCGGCGGAGGCUGGGAGGCCGGGAAAGAGAGGGUGGACGAGGUGCCGCUGAGCUGGGCUGGGUGCCUCAGAACGGCGCGGCCCUCGGUUCGGCAGAGCCCGUGCGACCUGGAGGGGGUGCCCGAGCUCCUGGCCUCCGAGGGGCUGCGGGAACUCCAGAGCCGUUGCCCCAGCCCAGGAUGGAGGCGGGGCCCUGAGGAGAGGGAGGGGCCCUGCCCCCCAAGCAAGCCGCCCGCCUGCCUCUCCUACAGGCCCCCGGCCAGGGACCGCUCAGUGGAUGUCAUCGACUACAUUGUGAAAGAGCUGCAAGGGAUCAGCCGCCUCCAGACGGAGAUCGCGGAACUCCAGCAGCACCUCACCUUGAUCAAGGGGUCGGUGGACGAAGUCUCCAGCUGCGUCGACACCGUCUUGAGCGAGAUUGAAGGCCUUCAGAGCAGCAGCGGCGGUUCCUCCAGCAGGACCUCGGCCGGGCCAAAGGCCAGAAGAGGGUCUCUCCGGGAGCCUCCCUGCCUUUGCAAGGAAGAGCCGGUCUUGUAUUUUUAUGGCAUCCCGGAGCGAGAGGGCGAGAACACCAAGGAGCUGAUCUGCAGCUUCCUGUCGGAGUACCAGUGUUUCAACGGCAUCCACCGCGGCCGGUACAUCCAGGAGGCUUACCGGUCCAGCGGCUCCCCCGGAGUCCCCCAAGCGCCUCGCCCGGCUGUGGUGAGACUGGCCGACGAGGCCCAGCGGGACUUCAUUCUUCAGAAAUCAAUCCUCCUGCAGAGGGUGGGCGUUGUCGUUGCCCGUGGCGAGCAGAGCCACCCAAAGGACCACGGAGGUCGCCUUGAAGGGCAGCGGGACACCAGGCCUUCCCCUGGCCAGGGACCAGCCCCCUGGGACUCUGGGGCUCCUCACGGGGACGUGGUCAGGACAGACGGAGAUGGACAGCUCCAGCUGGACUCUGGCCAGGGCCCGCAGGAGGACGCAAGCCAGGAGGUUCACGGAGGAGAGGAGGCGUUUAGCACUCAGCAUGAAUCCACCUUCGCUGGGGAGGGCAGUGACAGAACUGAACCCAGAGAACCCACCGGCGGGGGCUGGCCGAGAAUGGUCAGGAACGAGCAUCCUCUGCCCGACAGCACCACACCCUCCUGGCACCUCAAUGCCUCCCCUGAGCCGCCGGGAGGCUGCCGGCCUAAACCCCAUGGGCAGAAUGGGCGGUCGUUGACAGAGGGAUUCAGCGUCGUCGUGGGCCAGGAGCCCGCCGUGAGUGAGGACGAGGGCCGUGCCCUCGAGGCGGCCGAUGCCGGACGGGAGAGCUCCUUCCCGGUGGAGGAGGAGGACAAGGCAGGAGGGCCGACCCCCCCAGGGGAGAGCGAGACGGACGGCGAUGCCAGCACCCUGGAGUUCCUCAGCCCCGAGCAGGGCAGCCUCUUGGAGGAAGCGCCGCCCGCCCCUGUGGUGACCCUGCCAGGAUGCGAGAGUGCUGUGCGCAAGUUGGUGGGAAGUAGCGAGACCCUCAAGGACAUGAUCCAAAUCGACCUGAACGAGCAAGACCCGACGGAGCAGGUCUUCAGGGACGUCUUGGAGAAUUCCCAGUAUUUCCUGGAGCAUUCACGGGACAGCCUGGACCUCGUGGAUGUCAGGUUCUACACCAACAAGCUGGGGAAAGCCCUGAGCCACUUCCGGUCGGCCCUGCAGGUGGUGUUCCACAAGCUCGAGACCGGGGACCCCGACGUCCUCCUGGAGGCCGACAAGAGCUUCCACGCGGCGCAUGAGACACCCCCGGCCCUCUGCAGCUCAAGCACCCACAGCAACUUGGAGAACUCGGCUGACAGCCCCCCGAGCCCGUCUUCCGAGAGCCAGGCGAACACUGCCCUGAGCGGCGACAGCGUGGCUCCGGCAGGGCGGGGGGCUCUUCCCGCUGGGUCGCCGUCCCUCGAUGAGGCCCCCGCCUCUGUUCCGACACCCCCUCCGGACGCCGAGGGUUGCGCGCCGGAGCCCCUGUCCUCGGGGCCUGCGCAGCCCAACGGGUGCCGGCCCAUGAGCCUAGAGAAGGUGUGCGCGGAGACCAUCUACUUGAACAAGUGCAUCAACAACUUCAAGAACGUCCUAAGGGAGAAAAGGCAGAUGCGCCGGAGGCUCCUGAAGGAACUGGCCCAGGAGGCAAGCUGGACUACCUCUGCAGAGGAGAUGCCCUCAGAAGGAAGCAGAGGAGAACUUCAGGGCCAAGAUGAUGGCGAUCUGUCACUGUCACCGUGGUUCAAAACAGGGCCGGCCGGUGGUCUCUACGGGAUCGACAGCAUGCCGGACCUGCGCAAGAAGAAACCGCUUCCGCUCGUCAGUGACUUGGCCAUGUCCCUGGUUCAGUCCCGGAAAGCUGGAAUUACCUCCGCGAUGGCCACCCGGACGUCUCUCAAGGACGAGGAGCUGAAAUCCCAUGUAUAUAAGAAGACCUUACAAGCCUUAAUCUACCCCAUUUCUUGCACAACGCCCCACAACUUUGAAGUGUGGACAGCCACAACGCCCACCUACUGCUACGAGUGCGAGGGGCUCCUGUGGGGCAUUGCACGGCAGGGGAUGCACUGCACGGAGUGUGGGGUCAAAUGCCAGGAGAAGUGCCAAGACCUGCUCAACGCCGACUGUUUGCAGAGAGCGGCAGAGAAGAGCUCCAAGCAUGGGGCUGAGGAUCGCACUCAGAACAUCAUCAUGGCCAUGAAGGACCGCAUGAAGAUCCGUGAGCGGAACAAGCCCGAGAUCUUCGACCUGAUCAGGGACGUCUUCAGCGAGAAUAAAACGACCCACGCUCAGCAGAUGAAGACGGUGAAGCAGAGCGUCCUGGAGGGCACCUCCAAGUGGUCGGCCAAAAUCACCAUCACGGUGGUCUGCGCUCAGGGCCUGCAAGCCAAGGACAAAACGGGCUCCAGCGAUCCUUACGUCACCGUCCAAGUUGGGAAAACCAAGAAGAGAACCAAGACCAUUUUUGGGAAUCUGAACCCCGUCUGGGACGAGAAGUUCCAUUUUGAGUGCCAUAAUUCCUCCGAUCGGAUCAAAGUGCGCGUCUGGGAUGAGGAUGAUGACAUCAAGUCCCGGGUCAAGCAGAGGCUGAAGCGGGAGUCCGAUGACUUUCUGGGGCAGACGAUCAUCGAGGUGCGGACGCUGAGCGGGGAGAUGGACGUCUGGUACAACCUGGAAAAGAGGACGGACAAGUCGGCCGUGUCGGGAGCCAUCCGCCUGCAGAUCAGUGUGGAGAUCAAAGGGGAAGAGAAGGUGGCUCCUUAUCACAUCCAGUACACUUGCCUUCAUGAGAACCUCUUCCACCACCUGACGGAAGUCCAAGGAAAUGGGGUGGUGAAGAUUCCGGGGGCCAAAGGAGACGAUGCCUGGAAGGUUUACUUCGAUGAGACCGGCCAAGAGAUUGUGGAUGAGUUCGCGAUGCGUUACGGGAUCGAGUCCAUCUAUCAGGCUAUGACGCACUUUGCAUGCCUCUCCUCCAAGUACCUGUGCCCUGGCGUGCCGGCGGUGAUGAGCACCUUGUUGGCCAACAUCAACGCCUACUACGCCCACACCACCGCCUCCACCAACGUCUCUGCCUCUGACCGCUUCUCUGCUUCCAACUUUGGGAAAGAGAGAUUUGUGAAACUCUUGGACCAACUUCACAAUUCCCUGCGAAUCGACCUCUCCAUGUACAGGAACAACUUCCCAGCCAGCAGCCAGGAACGCUUGCAAGACCUGAAAUCGACCGUCGACCUGCUGACCAGCAUCACGUUUUUCCGAAUGAAGGUUCAGGAACUGCAGAGCCCGCCUCGUGCCAGUCAGGUGGUGAAGGACUGCGUGAAAGCCUGCCUCAACUCGACCUACGAGUACAUCUUCAACAACUGCCAAGAGUUGUACAGCCGUGAAUACCAGACGGACCCCAACAAAGCUGCGGAGGUGCCGGCCGAGGAGCAAGGCCCCAGCAUCCAGAACCUGGACUUCUGGCCUAAACUCAUCACCCUGAUUGUCUCCAUUAUUGAAGAGGAUAAGAACUCCUACGCCCCCGUCCUGAACCAGUUCCCGCAGGAGCUUGCUGUUGGCAAAAUCAGUGCUGAAGUCAUGUGGAAUCUCUUUGCGCAGGACAUGAAAUACGCAAUGGAAGAGCACGAGAAGCACCGAUUGUGCAAGAGCGCUGAUUACAUGAACUUGCACUUCAAAGUGAAAUGGCUCUACAAUGAGUACGUCUGCAGCCUGCCGGCCUUCAAGGAGAAAGUGCCCGACUACCCUGCGUGGUUUGAGCGGUUUGUUAUGCAAUGGUUGGAGGAGAACGAAGAUGUCUCCCUGGAGUUCAUGCACGGAGCCCUGGAGAGGGAUAAGAAGGAUGGGUUCCAGCAGACUUCGGAGCAUGCCCUCUUCUCCUGCUCGGUGGUCGAUGUCUUCACCCAACUCAACCAGAGUUUUGAGAUAAUCAAGAAACUGGAAUGCCCAGAUCCUGCCAUUGUGGCCCACUACAUGCGGCGCUUCGCCAAGACCAUCGGGAAGGUGCUGAUGCAGUACGCGGAGAUCGUCUCCAAGGGCUUCCAAGGCUUCUGCUCCAAAGAGAAGGUGCCCUGUAUCCUAAUGAACAACAUUCAGCAGCUGAGGGUGCAGCUGGAGAAGAUGUUCGAGGCCAUGGGAGCCAAGGAGCUGGAUCCCGAGGCCAGCGACGCCCUCAAGGAGCUGCAGGUACAGCUCAACAACGUGCUGGAUGAGCUGAGCACCGUCUUUGGGAACAGUUUCCAGGCCCAGAUCGACGAGUGCGUCAAGCAGAUGUCGGACAUCCUGUGCCAGGUGAAGGGGGCAGGCAAUGCCCCUCCCAAUGUCAUCGCCCAGGAAGCCGACAACGCCCUCAGGCCCCUGAUGGACUUUCUGGAUGGGAACCUGACCCUCUUUGCCGACGUGUGCGAGAAGACGGUGCUGAAGCGGGUGCUGAAGGAACUCUGGCGGGUCGUGAUGAACACCCUGGAGAAGAUCAUUGUGCUGCCCCCGCUCUCCGACCACACGGGGACUCCGCUGAUUUUCAGUGCUGCCAAAGAGCUGGGACACUUGUCGAAGCUGAAGGACCACAUGGUCAAGGAGGAAACGCGAAGCCUUACCCCAAAGCAGUGCGCUGUGCUGGAACUAGCGCUGGACACAAUUAAGCAAUACUUCCAUGCCGGAGGCAGCGGCCUGAAGAAGACCUUCUUGGAGAAGAGCUCCGAGCUGCAGUCCCUGCGCUACGCCCUCUCCCUCUACACCCAGACCACGGACACCCUCAUCAAGACCUUCGUCCAGACCCAGAAGGCCCAGGGCUCAGGAGUGGACGACCCGGUGGGCGAAGUGUCCAUUCAGAUCGACCUCUACACGCACCCGGGCACUGGGGAGCACAAGGUCACCGUGAAAGUCGUGGCUGCCAACGACCUGAGGUGGCAAGCGUCCGGCAUGUUCCGCCCCUUUGUGGAGGUCACCAUGAUUGGACCGCAGAUGAGUGACAAGAAGCGGAAAUUCACCACCAAGUCCAAGAACAACAACUGGUCCCCCAAGUACAACGAGACCUUCCACUUUAUCCUCGGAAACGAAGACGGCCCCGAUGCCUACGAGCUGCAGGUGUGCGUGAAGGACUACUGCUUUGCCCGCGAGGACCGGGUGCUGGGCAUCGCCGUGAUGCAGCUGAGGGACGUGGCGGACAAAGGGAGCUGCGCCUGCUGGUGCCCGCUGGGGCGCCGGGUCCACAUGGACGACACGGGACUCACCAUCCUGAGGAUUCUGUCUCAAAGGACCAACGAUGAGGUGGCCAAGGAGUUUGUCAAGUUGAAGUCAGAGUCUCGCUCCACCGAGGAAGGGAGCUGAGCCCUGCGUGUCCGCGCUCAACAACGGGGCGUUGUGCCCAUCCAGGCCAAGGGUGCGAGCGUGGGCUCCCUGGCGUCCCAGCGGGAGCGCCCCAUCCCAGCCGGCCCCCGGUGGUCCAGUGGGGAGCUCCGCGGCUGGUCUUCAGGAGGGUGGACUGCCCGUGAGCACUGAAGCGGGCAAGGGCACAGACUGGGGGUGGGCAGGGGACCUGGGGUGGGGCCGCGUGCCUCGGCCGUGCAGGGGUCUCCCCGGAGCCAGGGAGUGCUCUAGAGAGGGUCAGGGGCAUGUGGUUCUCACGAGGUGGCAGGCAGGCAGGCAGGCAGGCAGGCAUUGAGAAGCGGAGCAGGGCCGUCCUGCUGCUGGCCGGAACGGUGGGGCUCGCCUGGGAGGCCAGAGACGACGUCCCGCCAGAGGAGAAGAGCGUCGAUCCACCUGGGCUGCAGUCUGUGCCAGGACGGGCCCCGGUUUGUGCGCCUAAAAGAUUUGGGACUCUUGCCAUGGCGGGGCAGGGGGUCGGUUCAGGGCUGGCUGCCCCAGCACUUUCUGAAAGGAGCUGUGAAUGAAAGCGGAACCCGCUCUCUCUCUCGCCCCCCGCGGCCCCUUCACAACAAGCACAACCUUGACCAAAAAAUCCUCUCUUGCCGCCUCUGCCUGGUCCUUGCCAAGGGCCGCCCCCUUCCCUCUCCUGCUCUGUGCGUCCUCCUGGUCUCUGUUGUUUCUGGAGCGACUCCUUUCUCUCCCUUCUUCUCCCCUCCCCCUCCCCUCCCCGUUCGAGGGCUGGGGGUGGCGGUGGUUCGGCCAGGUCAGGGGAAGGUUUGCCUAAUGGGACCACUCAGUGCCGCCGCCACCGCCACCACCUGCCCGGUUGUGCUGGGUUGCAGGAGAGAGUCCGGCCGCUGGACCUCUGCUUGGUGGCUGAGCUGGAUGGCUGGGUCCCCACCCGUCACGUCCUGUGAGGCUCAGGAAGUGUCCAGGGACUGCAUGUGGGGGCUGGCGAUCUGUUUGUAGGGGUGGGAGGGGUCGUUUUUCUAUUGUUCUCUUGGCACUUGUACAGCCGUAUGAUAAGAACCUUGUGCUUCAUCCGAGCCUGCUUGUAGAAGCUGCCUAGCUGUCGUCCGUGGAGGUCACAUCCAAGAUGUUCUGUGGGUCAUCAGGACCUUCCUGUUGCAGUUUUUAACCCCUGUUCCAUGUGCCGCUGUUGCAGGAAGCAGUCAGCGUAGCCUUUAAUAAAGGGUCUUUUAGCAGCA